Molecule: messenger RNA, 2404 nt
Organism: Daktulosphaira vitifoliae (grape phylloxera)
Lineage: Eukaryota; Metazoa; Arthropoda; Insecta; Hemiptera; Phylloxeridae
Product: protein dissatisfaction-like
Exons: 9
Coding region: 617-1936 (439 amino acids)
Biological process (GO): cell differentiation; anatomical structure development; regulation of transcription by RNA polymerase II
Molecular function (GO): nuclear receptor activity; RNA polymerase II cis-regulatory region sequence-specific DNA binding; zinc ion binding
Source: RefSeq, a predicted model, not a curated record
AGAGUUAAAAAAAUAAAAUCUAUAAAGAAGAAAAUAAGGAUUCCAUCAGUUGAUAAAAUCCAACUUGUGUUGUGGUUGUUCUGUACGAGGGUUGAUAAGUUUGUAGCGUAUUAUACAACGUUAUAAACAUAUUACAUUGGAAACAUUAGGAAGGUGUUUAGAGUGGCGGGACCAGAAGCUUAUGACAAAAUUAAUAACUUUUCGGGACACCGGUCACGAGCCGCAGGGUUUCCCGUGUUUGACACGUUGUUAUACGGUGGUGUUGGCUGGAGUAAGGUGAAGAGUGGCCGGUCUUGGCAGGGUUGACACGCCCAUGGACCAACACACAGACUACGGUCGUUUUGAGAGAACCGCCCCGACGACUUAGUAACACUCCAUAAUAUCUCACCACUGCCGGGAACUAUUCGCUUUUUGGCCCUGUUAACAGUCAAACGCUUUUUACAAUCGGUCACUGUUGCAGCUUUUAUCAUCGUAGCCCCACAAACAUUUAUCGUCAAUAAACGAACACAUUGACAAGCCCCAAAGUCAUAAUUUAUUUAUUCAAAAUAUUAUUUCUUCGUCAAUUAUUCACUAUCAGACUUAUUGAGUAGCCGCAACAUGAUUUGACGUGCAGAUAAUGGGCACAGGUGAUCGACUGUUAGACAUCCCAUGCAAAGUGUGUGGAGAUAGAAGUUCCGGCAAACAUUACGGCAUAUAUAGUUGCGACGGUUGUUCGGGGUUUUUCAAAAGAAGUAUACACAGAAAUAGGGUCUACACUUGCAAAGCUCAGGGUGAACUUAAAGGCAGGUGUCCCAUAGACAAGACGCACAGGAAUCAGUGUCGAGCUUGUCGGCUUAACAAGUGUUUUCAGUCUGCUAUGAACAAGGACGCUGUUCAACACGAAAGAGGACCAAGAAAACCAAAGUUACAUCAUCACCACCACCACCAUCAUCAUUUACAAUCCUUAAAAGAAAAUUCACAAUCUGGUGGAAAUCAAAGAAAUAUCCCUACGAUUCAACUGAGUAAUGAACAAAAUAUUAUGCAAAAAACUUCAAUAGGGUAUCCAAAACCAUCCCCCAUAGAGGCAUCUCUUCUUCCAGUUCCGUCUCAACAUCAACAUCCACCACCAACACCAUUACCGCCACCCCCACCUACCAUGUUACCAACAACCCCACCACAGUCAGGGCACGUAUUCGUUGGACAGCAGCCACCACCUCCUCCAGGGCUUUUACAAAUACUCAUGUCAGCCGAGAAAUGCCAAGAGUUAAUUUGGAGCGCAAAGAUGUCAGAAGCGUCGUCGCCUUUAGGCAUACCACAAUCCAACAGCCCCACGAGUUCCUUAACGCUGUCACUAUCGCCCACUUGGGAAGUUUUACAGGAAACGACGGCAAGACUUUUAUUUAUGGCAGUCAGGUGGGUUCGGUGUUUAGCCCCGUUUCAGACUCUUUCAAAACACGACCAGCUAUUACUGUUGCAAGAAUCGUGGAAGGAAUUGUUUUUGUUACAUUUAGCUCAAUGGUCAAUACCCUGGGACUUAUCGCCGUUGUUGAACUCGGAAAAAGCCCGAGAAAGACUUCCGGUUGAUGACCUUAAAGUCAACAUCGAAAUGAAAAUCAUACAGGAAAUACUUGCGCGUUUCCGACAGUUAUCACCUGACGGUAGCGAAUGUGGUUGUAUGAAAGCAGUCAUUCUCUUUACACCCGAAACACCUGGAUUAAUUGACGCUCAGCCGGUGGAAAUGUUACAAGAUCAAGCGCAAUGCAUUCUUGGUGACUAUGUACGAGGUCGAUAUUCGAGACAACCAACUCGGUUCGGACGACUGCUUUUGAUGUUACCCAAUCUUAGGGCCGUUAGACAAUCGACUAUAGAAAGACUAUUCUUCAAAGAAACCAUAGGCGAUAUACCCAUUCAAAGACUUUUAGGCGAUAUGUACCACAUGGAGAAGUCGUACGCAUAAAUCGCCAGUGAGAGCAAGAAAGAACACAAAUUGCAAUCCGAAAUUAUUUACUACUUUUAGAGAAUUAUAAAAUUAUUACUGGGCUCCUUCCUUUUUUCGUUUAAUUAAAAAAAAAAGUAUUGGAUUAAAACUUGGUGAAUUAGUUUUGUUUGUAAAAUUAAAUACAUUUUUAAUGUAAAAAUUAUACUAAAAAAAAAUGUAUUUUCAAAAAAACUUUCAAAAUAUGAAUUACCCCAAGUCACAUUAUAAUAUGAAAAGAUUAAUUUGUUAUGUUUUGUACAUAUUGAGUUACCAUUUAAAAAUACAAUGCUGGAGAUGCCAAAGAGAGUCAUUGUUAAAAAUUCUAGUCACAAAAUUUUUAUGCACAUAUAAUUAAUCUAUUUGAAAAAUUGCCAACAGUGCAAUGUUUUUAGGAAAUCAUUUUUUAAUUGUUUAACUGUAAUUAAAAAUAGUUUUGCUUUUAGAUGU